AUGGAUACUUAUCUCUUUUCUUUAAUUGUUCCAAUCUUCGUUUUCGUUUUGAUCGCUCUUUUUAAGAAACUAAAGAAGCCAAAUCAUGUAAAAGCUCCUGAACCGAGGGGUGCAUGGCCAAUCAUCGGCCACCUUCACCUUCUCGGUGGCAAGGACCAACUUCUCUACCGAACCUUAGGAGAAAUGGCUGACCAUUACGGUCCAGCCAUGUCGCUACGACUUGGGAGCAAUGAAGCAUUUGUUGUGAGCAGUUUUGAGGUGGCUAAAGAUUGUUUUACUACAAACGACAAAGCCUUGGCUUCACGUCCUAUGACUGCAGCCGCAAAGCACAUGGGUUACAAUUUUGCUGUUUUCGGGUUUGCGCCUUAUAGCUCUUUCUGGCGCGAGAUGCGUAAGAUCGCAACCGUCGAGCUACUCUCUAACCGGCGGCUUCAGAUGCUCAAGCACGUCCGUGUUUCUGAGAUCUCAAUGGGUGUGAAAGAUUUGUAUUCCUUGUGGGUAAAUAAAGGUGGUUCAGAACCAGCAAUGGUUGAUCUAAAGACAUGGUUAGAGGACAUGACGCUGAACAUGAUCGUGAGAAUGGUGGCCGGAAAGCGAUACUUUGGAGGCUCAGCAUCCCCUGAGGACACCGUAGAGUCGAGGCAAUGCCAAAAGGCUAUCGCAAAGUUCUUUCACCUCAUCGGUAUAUUCACUCUGUCCGAUGCAUUUCCGACACUAACGUGGUUUGAUAUGCAAGGACAUGAGAAGGAGAUGAAGAAAACGGGUAGCGAAUUAGAUGUGAUCCUUGAAAGAUGGAUCGAGAGUCAUCGACAACAACGAAAAGUUUCAGGAAAGAAAGAGAAUAAUGAUGCAGACUUCAUUGAUGUUAUGUUGUCGCUUGCGGAACAAGGCAAACUCUCACAUCUUCAAUAUGAUGCAAAUACUAGCAUCAAAUCUACUUGCCUGGUACAUCUUUAA
Arabis nemorensis is the source of this 957-nucleotide messenger RNA. The record is from the annotation of a GenBank genome assembly. Lineage: Eukaryota; Viridiplantae; Streptophyta; Magnoliopsida; Brassicales; Brassicaceae.